CGCCUUUGAACCGCUGGAUCGGCAUUUUACUUCCCCUUAAAAGCCUUGCCCCGAUCCGCGGAUUGAGGUCACAUUCUCGGCUUUAAAGCCACCUUACAUGUUACCGAGCAUGGUAUUGCAGGGAAAUGCAAAGUCCGGGGACUUUGUUGUUGUCUGAUUCAUGCGGAUCUUUACCCACCUGGCCGGCCCAUAUCCGACUGGAUCAGGUCGGAUUGGGGCACUGUGUAGGAUCCGACUUCCCCCAAUGAAGUGGCUCCAAUUAGUCAAAGUGCAACCUGGAGUACCACAUUACAUACCUGGGCGAAGGAGGCUAUGCUCGGGUUCGCAUGAUGUCGAGCCGCUUGCGCGUCCAUAUGCGCGGUCCGAUGGAACUUGCCGUGCUACCCAAGAUCCUGGUGCAUGUCUGUAGAGCGAUCGAUAUAAGAUGGAGCUUGUCGUGGCCAAUGUUGAGAUGAGAGGCACGUAGGACAGGUUGACGGUUUUGUACUAUCAUUGUCAUUCAUCAUGAGACUUGCAGCCUUUCUUUCUUUGGCGGUGGCCGCUGCGGCUGUCAAUGUGUCCAACAGCGACCCCUUUGAGCAAUGGCAUGGGCCUAAGGCAGGCGAUGUCCGUGGGCCAUGCCCAUUCCUAAACACCUUUGCCAACCACGGCUUCCUCCCUCGUACCGGCAAAUACAUCACCCUCGAUGACCUCACCAACGGCCUCUUCAACGCUGUCAACUUCGACGCCAAUAUCUCUGCUUUCCUCUUUGACUUCGCCAUCAGCACGAACCCGGAGCCGAACUCUACCUGGUUCUCGCUUGACCACUUGACCCGCCACAACGUGCUGGAGCAUGAUGCCAGUCUCUCUCGCGUUGACGCCUUCCACGGCCACGCCGACAUUUUCAACCAGGAAGCCUUCGACGAAACCCGCUCCCACUGGGGUGACAUCGUCAAUGUCGAGAGCGGUGCCGCUGCCAUCGUCGCUCGCAUGAAGACAUGCAAAUCAACCAAUCCUCAAUACUCCCUCUCCCAACUUGGCGAGGCUUUCAUCCUCGGCGAGACAGCCGCGUUCAUCUCCAUCCUCGGAGACGCUGAGGCCCUCACUGUCGAGAAGACGCGUGUGGAAUACCUUUUCCAAAACGAGCGUCUCCCGACCGAACUUGGCUGGAAGAGACCCGAGGCUCAGUUCACGACCGAUAUUCUGGUGCGGAACCUGCAGGCGGUGGCUGUCGAGUAUCAGAAGAGGCUGAACUCGACUGUCUUGAGGAAGAGGGGGGUGGAUUAUGCUGAGCGGUUGAUGGAUGGUAGGGCAAGGCUGCUGUAG
Messenger RNA from Podospora pseudocomata, 1305 nucleotides. RefSeq lists its product as uncharacterized. The transcript has 4 exons. Bases 505 to 1305 code for a protein of 266 amino acids. Gene Ontology annotation, molecular function: peroxidase activity. The record is from RefSeq and is a predicted model, not a curated record. NCBI's taxonomy places the organism in Eukaryota, Fungi, Ascomycota, Sordariomycetes, Sordariales, Podosporaceae.